Messenger RNA from Bursaphelenchus okinawaensis, 1258 nucleotides. NCBI's taxonomy places the organism in Eukaryota, Metazoa, Nematoda, Chromadorea, Rhabditida, Aphelenchoididae. The record is from the annotation of a GenBank genome assembly.
AUGACCGAUAGUGAGAGUAAAGCGCGGCAGAAGUUGGAGGAGGCCGAGAAGAAGUCCAAGAAGUCCGGAGGGUUCUUUGGCCUUUUCGGAGGAGGUGGCAGUGUUCAUGAGACGUGUGAUUUGUAUGUUCAGGUAAGUAUAAUUAGAACACGUGUUUGUUUGCCUUUCAUAAUUGGUCUUUCGUUGUUUUUGCAUUAUGAUCUUUGACAAAUGAUAUUGUUUUAGGCCGGAAACUUGUUUAAAGUGGCCAAAAACUGGACAGCCGCUGGAAAUGCCUUCUUAAAAGCUGCCGAACUGUAUGGCAGUUCCCAGGAUGGAAAACAUGACAGUGCUAGAGAGUACGACCAAGCUGGAAACUGUUUCCGAAAAGUUGACACAGCAGUGAGUUGUUUUGUUUGAUUUUGGUAUUUAAAUUUAGAAAACCGUAGAAGUAGAUACCUAAAUUUAAAAAAUCAAUCUGAUAAGCUUAACUUUAGAAAGCCAUAGAUUGUCUGAAGAAAACAGCUGAAAUCUACACAGAUAUGGGAAGGUUCAACAUGGCGGCCAAGGUACACACGACGAUUGCCGAAAUAUACGAGACAGAUUCGCCUGACAAACAACUAUGCGCAAAGCAUUAUCAGAUCGCAGCCGAUUUUUACAAAGGCGAAGAAUCCAAGAGUUCUGCCACAAAGUGUCUAGUGAAAGUUGCUCAAGUCUCUGCCGAACUUGAGCAAUAUAGAAAAGCCAUUGAAGUUUAUGAAGAGAUUGCGCUGUGGGAGGCUGAUCAUCCAACGUUGAAGUACGCGGCCAAGAAUCACUUCUUGCUGGCUUUGUUGUGUCAUUUGUGCGUGGACCUAGUAAGUUUUUAUUCAUUUUUGUUUAUAUUCACAGAAAUAUUAUUUUUUUAGAAAUUAAAAAAAAGUUUACUUUGUUACCUAAAAUAGUAAACAUUUUACUUUGGACUACAAUAAUAUGAUAUUUUCUCAUCUAAAUUUUUUGUUUUUAGCUUGACACACAGCAAGCCCUUCGACGCUACGAAGAUGCCUCACCUUCCUUCUCCGACUCGAGAGAAUACAAGUUCAUUAAAGAACUGACGAUUGCCAUGGAAGAGCAGAACCCAGACGUCUUUACUGAAACUGUAAAGAACUACGACAAAAUUAGUCGUCUAGAGCCAUUCCAAACCACGCUUCUAUUGAAGGCGAAGCGGAACUGUGGUGAAGGUGCGAAUACUGGUGUUGGAGCUGCUGCCGGUGAUGAUGAUGAAGAGGAUCUGCGAUAA